Molecule: messenger RNA, 2973 nt
Organism: Closterium sp. NIES-65
Lineage: Eukaryota; Viridiplantae; Streptophyta; Zygnematophyceae; Desmidiales; Closteriaceae
Source: the annotation of a GenBank genome assembly
AUGGAGGUGGCGGGGUGGGAGGACAAGGACGCGUUGCUAGACAGCGCGUGGAUGGACGCCGCCACCAAGGACGACGAACCCGAAGACGACGAACCCAACGCUGACGACUUCCGUCGCUCUCGCACGUUUACGUCGUCCAUACUCUCCCGAAUUACCGCGUCAACACCUGGAAGAGGCGAGUCGAGCAGAGCGACCCCGCGCGGAGCCAGCGACGGCAAGGCGGCGUCUAGCGGCGGCAGCGCCAAGGACGGCCCGAGGCCGCCCAAGUGGCUCAACUUCCGGGGCUCCGCGAGCAAGGGGGCAUCCGACGACAGCAGCAAGGCGGCGGCUACUCCAAGUGCGAAUCGGACCGCAUCCUCGAGAACUUCGGACGCCAAUUGGUCCGACAAGCAGUUGUCGCCUCCGGCAGACACGUCUGCGGCUGACGAGCCGUCAAUGGACGAUCUUCGUCGAUCCAUUACCGUGUCCGCCGUUGAUAGAAGCUCGUUGCGCCGGCAGCACAAGGAGAUGGGCACCCUCCGCGCCACUGCCGAGGUUGCGAACAAGAAGGCGAGCGCGCAUGGCGGCAGGAUCAGCGCCUCCACCGGCGUCGGUAGCGGAUUGGAUGCACCGGGUGCUCAACCCAACCCGGGAAACGCGGGUGGGCUUGCACGGACGCGAUCCGGCGGAAGCGCAACAUCGGUGGUGUCGCGACCUCCCGCCCCCGUGUCGGCCGCUAAAGUCGCCUUCUUCUCGUUCAAUAAACACCGCGAGGCCGUCGCUGGCGCGGAACAUGCGGAGCAGCUGACGCUUUCCGCGGAUGAGCAGAAGGCGCGCGGACAAUCGGGGGAAGCUGUCGCGCGGAAAGGCUAUGGGCGGCGGGCGCAGAGCAUUGGUGGAACGGCAGGGGAGCUGCGCGGAAGAGGGGGCAUUCCGGAUGGCGGGAGGGCUUCAUUGGGAGGCCCGGUGCGGGCCAGCUUGGGAAGGAGUCGCAGUGUGGGCAACGCUCAGAGCGACGCGGGCAGCCAUGGUCUCUCGCCGCUGCACCCGUCCGCCUCCCGCCUCUCCGCCCACUCCGACCGCCCCGCCUCCCCGCAGCUCAUGCGCCGCCCCCGCGGCCACUCCGCCUCAAUGCUGCCCCCCACAGUGCGCACCUCCACGCCUCCCCGCGCGCCCGACCCAGGCGAGCGCCCAGGCUCGUCCCUGUCCGAACGAGGGAGUGGGCCGACUGGCAGGCGUAAGAGUGGUGUGUCUAGGCGAAAGGAAGGGGGGGUAUCAGUAGGAGGCUCGGAACGAACGGGGUCGCCCCUUUCACGAGGAGCUUAUAGCGGGUACGGAACUGAGGAUGGGCCAGGGAGUGUUGCAAGCGCGGGGCUCGUGGGGGGCAACGGGGAAGGCGAAUACGAGCAGUACCAGCAGCGGGGGAGCAGAGGGCGCGGGAUGGGCGCAGGGGGAGGGGCGCAAGGGGGAAGGCAUGGGCGGCAGAAAUCAAGCAGCAGCAAUGGAGGGGGUGAAGGGGAGGGCGUGCGAGGGGGGAUGAGCGGAGGUGGGCGUGUAGAGGGGGGAGCGAGUGCGGGGAGAAUGGGGAGGGGAAGCGUGGCAGUGAGGGGAGUUGCGGGUGGGGGGGCUGCGAGUGGCGGGAGAGGAUCGGCAGGCGGGCAUGUGUACGGGUAUGGCAGAGGAGGGGCGGCGAUUGAAGGGGGGGAGGAUGAGGGGUAUGGAGAGGGAGGGGUGUGGGAGGAGGAAUUUGAUAGUGGGGAAGGGGCGGGGGGGCUGGUGGGUGCUAAGGAGCAGCAGCAGCAGCAGUGGCAGGGGCAGGGGCAGCAGCAGUGGCAAGGGCAGGGGCAGGGGCAGCAGCAGUGGCAGGGGCAGCACAUGCAGGCGCAGCAAGGGCAUGUGGAUGGGUAUUCAAGUGGAUACGUGGAUGAUGAAGGGAGGUACUCGGGCGAUCAAGAGGGGGAGGAGCAGCAGGGAGGCGACGAGUGGUAUGAGGGAGGGGAAGGGGGGGAUCCUGGGGCGUACGCGCAGCAAGGGGCGUGCGGUGAGGGCGCAUACGAGGAGGGCGUGUAUGGCGGCGAAGAGGGCUAUGAUGAACAGGUUGGGGGGACGCAGGGUUAUGGCAUGCAGGCAGGGUAUGAAGCAGGGUACGGCGAGGCAGGGCGUGCGGAGCAGGGGUAUGGGCGGCAGGGGAAGCGGGGCGGAGGUCACAGCGAGUACAGCGAGACAGGGUAUGGGGAGCAGGACCAUGUGCCGCAAGGGUAUCAUGACACAGGGUAUAACGAUCAGGGGUAUAGCGAAGAAGUGUAUACUGAGCAGGCAUAUAACGAGCAGGGGUAUAACGAGCAGGGAUACAACGAGCAGGGAUAUAACGAGCAGGGAUAUAAUCAGCAGGGAUAUAACGAGCAGAAUUAUAACAAGGAAACGUACAACGAACAAGGGUAUGUAGAAGAUGGGUUUGGAGGGCAAGGGUAUGAGCAGGGGUAUGUGGAGCAGGGAUAUGGAGGGCAGGGGUAUGGGGAGCAGGGGCAGGAGGGGCAGGGAUACGAGGAGGACGAGUACUACGAGGAGCAAGGCAGCGGUGGGGGUGGGGGAUACAGCCAAGGCCGAGGGGGGCAGUACGCGGUUCAGGUGCAACCUGGGCGUCAGCAGUACCAGCAGCAGCGGCAGCAGGCCUCACAGCAGCAGGAGUAUUCCGCGCAGCAGCAAGGGUAUCCCCAGCAGAAACAGCAACAACAGCAGGCGCAGCAGCAGGGUGCUGGGAGGUCGUCAAGAAAGGGGUCACUGGGAGCAGCAGGUGCAGGGGGGGCAGGGGGGGGAGCAGAGAUGGGCGGCGGAGGCACGACAGGAGCCGCUGCGCCCCGAGGCAGGGCCUCCAACCACCAGCCCCCGCAGUCGCAUCAGCAGCCGGCCAAUCGGCGCCCGCCAAGUGGAGGGGCGAAGGGUGCUGGUGUCUCUCGCAGUCGAGGAGGUGCAGGAGGUGGGGGAGGGUACUGA